Austrofundulus limnaeus is the source of this 3746-nucleotide messenger RNA. It is a transcript of the gene drd5a, whose product is annotated as dopamine receptor D5a. The transcript has a single exon. The coding region runs from base 577 to 1971 and encodes 464 amino acids. Gene Ontology annotation, biological process: positive regulation of MAPK cascade; G protein-coupled dopamine receptor signaling pathway; adenylate cyclase-activating adrenergic receptor signaling pathway. Gene Ontology annotation, molecular function: G protein-coupled receptor activity; dopamine neurotransmitter receptor activity, coupled via Gs. The record is from RefSeq and is a predicted model, not a curated record. Gene Ontology annotation, cellular component: plasma membrane. NCBI's taxonomy places the organism in Eukaryota, Metazoa, Chordata, Actinopteri, Cyprinodontiformes, Rivulidae.
GUAAAUAAAAUAUUAUAAAAGCACACUCAUGUCAGUUCAUAACCUGAUAAAAUCCUCUCUGUUCAGAUUAGUUUUAAACGAGUACAACAGGAAAAUGUGGAAGUCCACAAUUGGACAAAAGUUCUCAGCUGGUCUUUAAUUACUUCGGCGCAUCAUGAACAGACYCCUCAGAUGAGUGGUUUCCCCUUGUGCGCUGCUGAGCGCUGACACCACGCACGGAGUAGGCGUCAUUGUGCACGCGCCGAGCUCUGCUUAGGUUGUGUCAGGCUGGGGGGACUCCCCUCUCAUUGCGCUCAGAAGAACAUCUCGGACUGACAGAGCCGCGCACAGGCAGCCGGGUCACACGACCGGACCGGCGGGGUUUUAUUCAAUAUGCUCGCAUCACCGCCCUCUGCGUCCCAGUCCUCCCGCGCGCACAGUCUCCCUUUAAGGCGCUCAGUUGUCUCUUUUCCCGCGCUCCGCUCCGCGCAUCAAGGCGGCAGCCCGGCGGGUCAGUGUGGAGGAGUCGGUGACCGGCUGAGUGCCGAGCCCGUCCCCGCGCGCGUAGCAAUGGAUUGCUUUACUUGAGGAGGGAACAUGGAGAACCCAGCCAAGUAUCUCUCCUCGGUGCAGGGGAUCGAUUCCGUGCCGGCACCCCUCGGAGAGCUCAUGAUGUGGAACAGCACCGAGACGGAGGCGACGAGCGACGGGAGGACGGACAUGGUGGCGCGCACGGUGACGGGCUGCCUCCUGUCCCUGCUCAUCCUGUGGACCCUGYUGGGGAACAUCCUGGUGUGCUCCGCCGUGCUGCGCUUUCGGCACCUGCGGACCAAAGUCACCAACAUCUUCAUCGUCUCCCUGGCUCUGUCGGAUUUAUUCGUGGCCGUGCUGGUGAUGCCGUGGAAAGCCGUGGCAGAGGUAGCCGGGUACUGGCCGUUUGGCACUUUUUGCAACAUCUGGGUCGCUUUUGACAUCAUGUGCUCCACCGCCUCCAUCCUCAACCUGUGCAUCAUCAGCGUGGACAGAUACUGGGCCAUCUCGAGCCCCUUCCGCUACGAGAGGAAAAUGACCCAGCGGGUGGCCUUUGUUAUGAUCAGCAUCACUUGGACGUUGUCUGUGCUCAUCUCAUUCAUCCCGGUGCAGCUGAACUGGCACAAAGCCACGGCUGAAGACAUCCUGACGGCCGCGGCGCACAACUCUUCCUCCACAGGUCGCCAGCUGGAGGAGAACUGCGACUCCAGCCUGAGCAGGGAGUACGCCAUCUCCUCCUCGCUGAUAAGUUUCUACAUCCCCGUGGCAAUCAUGAUUGUAACCUACACCAGGAUAUACCGGAUCGCUCAGAUCCAAAUCCGGAGGAUCGCGUCGCUGGAGCGCGCGGCGGAGCACGCGCAAAGUUGCAGGACGAACCGAAUCGAGUGCCAGCACCACAACACCUUGAAGACGUCGAUCAAGCGGGAAACCAAAGUGUUCAAAACGCUGUCGGUGAUCAUGGGGGUGUUUGUGUGCUGCUGGUUGCCUUUCUUCGUGCUGAACUGCAUGGUGCCGUUCUGUGACAGGCCCGCGGCGGGCCGGGACGCGGGCCUGCCGUGCGUCAGCGAGACCACGUUCGACGUGUUCGUGUGGUUCGGCUGGGCCAACUCCUCCCUGAACCCCAUCAUCUACGCCUUCAACGCAGACUUCAGGAAGGCCUUCGCCAGCCUGCUGGGCUGCCGCUACUUCUGCUCCAGCACCCCGGUGGAGACGGUCAACAUCAGCAACGAGCUGGUCUCCUACAACCAGGACACCAUCAUCCACAAGGAGAUGGCGAACGCCUACGUCAACAUGAUCCCCAACGUGGUUGAAUGUAUGGAGCACGAGGAGACGUUUGACAGGAUCUCGCAGUUCUCGCACAACAACGACAACGGCACGGACUCGGUUUGUGACCUGGAGGACUGCGAGGCGGACAUCAGUCUGGACAGGAUGUCUCCUUUCACACCGAACGGAUUACACUGAGUCCCCCUGACCCCACCGCACCGACCCUCUCCACAGGAAGGCCAGCAGGGCUCCAGAGCUGCAGCUUGUUGUAGGAAGGCAUAAUGAAGGAGGGGGGGUCAGCUGCUGACAUUUCAUCAGGUUGCAUAUCUCUGCAGCACCAAUCCUCCUCCUCCUCCUCCUCCUCCUCCUCCUCCCUCCUCCACCACAGCUUUGCAUCAUAUAUAAAGUGUGAUGUUGUUGUCCUGUUCUGAACAAAAGUGAUGUUUAGUGAAGUCCGUGUUCCUUUUGUUCAAAGGUUCAGUGUUGCUGAAGCUGAUGUUUACUUAAAGGCUUUAUUUGAAGCAUCCUUGUCUAAGUUUCAUCCACUUGGAGGAAAAAAAUGUUUUAAAAAACUCAUUUGGAGGUAACAUGAUGCUGAUGAAUAAGUUUAUAUUUCUCCAGUGCCCACCCUUUCAUUGAGCAUAACGAUUGAGGGCCGCCUUACAGACAGUGCAACUAAAAGAAAAAGUCAAAUGCAGUAAUUUCAGCGCCUUAUAGCUAAAAAAGGAGGGUAAAUGAGACACGCAAGGAAUGUGUCCUAUGGAGUUUAAGUUACAUGAUGCCAAAAUGCAUUAUUGAAGUGUUUCGCCACACAGCCCAACCCCAGUGACUUCUCUUUGAGCACACCUCUGCUCCGUAUGGACUAGUCUGUUUCAAAAAAGCCACCGGCUUCUGAGAUGAAAAGCACAACAUUUACUGUGAUGAUAUUUAGAGUCCGCUCUAAUCCACAUAAAAAUGUGAAUAAACUAACAAAGACAUUCAUGUUUUAAUUGUUUGAACUAUUUUCUGUCAACCUUAUUUUUACGUUGAGGCCAAAGCUUGUUGUGGUUCAACUGUCUGGCUGUCUUAAGCGACCAAAAACUUAAAAAAGGUAGUUCAAACCUUUUGAUGGGAUUCUGCGGAAAGGAUGUGAGCAAUAAGUAUCUUUUUUUGUUGUAGAUAGUCAUUUGAGCAAUCCUAGUUUGGAGUAAUAUUGCUUAAUUCUGACCAGACUGAGGAGAAAAUAGUCUGAGCAGGGCUGAGAUCAGAGAGGAAUGUUGCUGCCUGAAAACAAUCGGCCUCUAAAAUUUCACACUCUUCAUACAAUGUUUAUCUUUCAGCUGCUCCCUUUUUAAKGGUCACCGCAGUGAAAGAACCCACUUGAAAGAUUUGGUAACUGUUUUUGCCAGAUGACCUUCCUGACACAACCUGGGCUCAAACCCUCAACCUCAGGAUUGCAAGGUGCUGACCACUGAGCUUCACAGCACUUCUUAUUAGCYCUAUUUUAUAAACCUUUACACCACAUUAACACUUAUUCUGGCAGAAAUAUCAUAUUCCUGCUACAACUAUUAUUUGUGCUUGUAAAUCACAGAUUAAUGUAUAAAUAACCAAAAUCUGAGAAGCCAACGAUGGUGUAAAGAUAAUAAACUGUAUUCGAAUGAACUGCAAUAGCAGCAACGCAUUUCAGUGUUGGUUUUAUUUAACUAACUCAUCAGCCUGGUCAGAAUUAAACUCCAUUUCUCCAAACUGAGGUCAUUCAAAAAGUUAUCUACAACAGGUAAGAUAUUAAUCAUUCUUAAACUUUCCAUAGAACCCAACUUUAAAGUGCCUGUGACAUGCAUAUCCUUGAAAUACAAAAUGUCAAAUAAAACAUUAUAUUUAAGAAACUUAAUACAUAUGAUUUUACCCUUUUUUCUCAUUGCAUAUUUUCAUUUGAACUUGGCUCAGCCAAAGUGAAACAAGAUGGGAAACAGGAAGUGACAUCAAAGGGGAAC